AUGGAAGUAGCUACAUCUCAUCCCCGGACCAAAGUUCAGACUAUUGCCAAGCAAGUUACGUUUCAGUUUGCAAAUGAAUGUGAUUUGGAAAUUCAUUGUUCACCAUUUGGAUUGAGUGGGUUAUAUAUAAAAAUCAAUGGAACCGAUAUCAUGGGCAUUGGUUCUACCAUGGGACUAAUAACAGGAUCUACUAGAGGCUUGAUACAUUACAAUGAUAGUAACGAUUUAGUUGAUCAAAAGUACAAGUUGUACGUCGUGAUAGAUGAUGAUGAUAUGCUUAGAAUCGAUUUCACCAAGAUUUAUACCGACGCUUCAAAUGAAAACAACGAGAAACAAGUUCAGGAAGUGCCAACAUUGAUAUUUCGUGGAAAAUGUCCUGAAGGUAGGCCUGACAACAUCGAGCCCUUUAUUGGAAUAUUCUCUUUUGAGAGGGAGACAUAA
Molecule: messenger RNA, 441 nt
Organism: Candida dubliniensis CD36
Lineage: Eukaryota; Fungi; Ascomycota; Pichiomycetes; Serinales; Debaryomycetaceae
Exons: 1
Coding region: 1-441 (146 amino acids)
Source: RefSeq, a predicted model, not a curated record